This is a messenger RNA of Vicia faba (fava bean), 294 nucleotides long. NCBI's taxonomy places the organism in Eukaryota, Viridiplantae, Streptophyta, Magnoliopsida, Fabales, Fabaceae. The record is from the annotation of a GenBank genome assembly.
AUGGGUGGUUUUUAUGGAAAUGAGGGAGGGCGUAUUGUUGGGUGGGUUCAAGCGGAGAAGGUGGGAAUUGAUGGAGAGGGUUGCAGUGAAGAUGAAAGAGAAGAAAUUGGAGAAAACAAGGUGAUUAUGUUGCGCGUUGAAAAGGAAACAAAGGCGGAGGUGAGAUUGAGUGGAAACUGGGAUAUGAUGUUGCCGGUGGAAUGGGUUGUUGUUGUUCUGGUUUGGGAAUGGAGAAGGUUGAGGGAGAUGGGUUACGGUGAGGAUGCAGAGAAGAGGAAGAAGGCAGAAGGUUGA